Messenger RNA from Hevea brasiliensis (rubber tree), 3249 nucleotides. RefSeq lists its product as uncharacterized. Gene Ontology annotation, biological process: intracellular zinc ion homeostasis; zinc ion transport; transmembrane transport. NCBI's taxonomy places the organism in Eukaryota, Viridiplantae, Streptophyta, Magnoliopsida, Malpighiales, Euphorbiaceae. The record is from RefSeq and is a predicted model, not a curated record. The coding region runs from base 118 to 2790 and encodes 890 amino acids. The transcript has a single exon. Gene Ontology annotation, molecular function: zinc ion transmembrane transporter activity. Gene Ontology annotation, cellular component: membrane; Golgi apparatus.
GGACCCUGCUAAAACUCGUCUCCUAUGACUCAGUCCGCCGCCCAAGUCUCCUUCUAAGCUGACUCUCUUUUCUUACAAACCUAACCCAAUCUCCCUUGGAAGGCCAGAGCAUCCACCAUGGCCGACCACCACCAACACCACCACCACCAGCACCGCCCUCACCGCAUCUCCGUCCCUCCACGCGAAUCUACCUUCUCCCCCGCUUCCUCUACCAUCACCACCUCAUUGUCCAGACCCUACCCUGUUUAUUCGUAUUCCUCUACAACCCCGACUCCAACCCCAUCAAAACAACGCCUUUCUUCUCUUUCCCUUCCCUCGAAAUCCUCUUCCUCCUCUAAAUCUUCCCUUCCUUUUCUAUUUCUCCUUCUCUUCUCUCUUCGCUCCCUCUACUCUCUCCUCCCUUUCCUUCGAUCAUCUCCUUCUUUUUCUCUCUUCCCUUUCUCUUUCCUUGUCUCUUUACUUUCCUUUCUUCUUUCUCUCGCUUUCUCUCUCAUCUCCUCUCCUUCCCCUAAAACCCCUUUUCACUUGAGGAAUCCUAACCAACCCAUUUUCUCACUCUCCUCAAUUUCCCAAUCCCAGCACAAGCUCUUGCUAUCGAAAUCUCUGCUACUUGCUGUUGUUUUCCUCCUUAGAUUUCAAGCACUUCGUUAUUGUGGAACUGCAGCUAUGAUUCUCGCUGAAUUGUCUGGAAACGUUACUGCUCGAUUCGUUGUUGAGGUGAAAAAGCGUAGUGUUGGUGCUAGUCGAUAUGGGAAUCAUAAUGGUAAUAAGUUAUCUGGAUUUUUGGCUCUUUUUCUUGGGAUGUUUCUGUUGUCAAUAAGUUGGGAUCGGAUUGAUUGUUUUCCAUUAUCAACUUCCUUCAUUGUUAGACAUGGAUUUUCGGUGUUUCCCAGGCAGAAUUGUUUUAGGAUUUCGCCCAUGUUGUUGCCGUUUUUAUCUGGGUUUUUGGGUUGUUAUGAACGUGUUUCAUUGAAUUCGGGUACAAUUAGGCAAUUGGGUCAGAAACGAAUUCGCUUGAUUUCAUUGUUUUAUACAACAGUUUUGCUGUUUAUUCCUGCUGUUGUGAGUUUUAUGUUGUUUGAAAGAGAUAAGGCUGGUGUUUCUAUUGGGAAUUUUGGUUGGCCAUUGGCUAAUACUGUUGUUUUUGGAGUGCUGUUGAGUGAGAAUUAUAGUGAAGACAAGCUAGUGUCUUCUAAGGACUUCCACAGAGAGUUUUUUGUUACAUUUGUUUGCACUAUUGUUUUGGAGCUAUUCUACUUCCCGGAGCUGUCACUUUGGGGUCUUUUGUUAUGUGGUUUGUUAUUGUAUUUUGGUGUUAGGAAGUUGGAUCCUUUCUAUUCAAAUUACCUUGAACUAGGAUUGGAAUCACCAGAACCACUUAGUACUUCGAUUAUGAAGCCAAUCCGCCACAUUUUGAGUGAGAGAAAAUCUCGCAAGAUUGCACUUUUUCUUCUGAUUAACACUGGUUACAUGGUUGUUGAAUUUGUUGCUGGGUUCAUGAGUAACAGUCUUGGAUUGAUUUCGGAUGCUUGUCACAUGUUGUUUGAUUGUGCUGCUUUGGCAAUAGGUCUAUAUGCUUCUUAUAUUUCACGUUUGCCUGCAAAUAGUCAGUUCAACUAUGGACGGGGAAGGGUUGAGGUUCUUUCAGGAUAUGUUAAUGCUGUUUUCCUGGUUCUCGUUGGGGCACUAAUUGUUUUGGAGUCAUUUGAGAGAAUUUUGGAUCCACAAGAGAUAUCAACUAAUAGUUUAUUAACCGUUUCAAUUGGAGGGCUUGUAGUGAAUGUAGUUGGUUUGAUUUUCUUUCAUGAGGAGCAUCAUCAUGCUCACGGUGGAUCUGGAUCAUGCUCUCACUCUCACUCUCACUCUCACUCUCACUCCCACUCCCACUCCCACGCCCAAGCCCACUCCCACUCCCACACUCACCACCAUCACCAACAUUCAAAUCAUAAUGAAGGUCAUGAAAAUCAUCAUGAAUGUAUCACUGUUUCCCAUGACUGCCAUGACAAGGCAUUGACUAGCCCCUGUGACCAUGGUGAACAUGAGCACUGUGACCACCAGGGUCGUGGGAGCUCCAAUUGCCAUAAUGGCCAUCAGCAUACUCAUGAUCACCACUGCAACAAUCACAGUCACGUUGACCAUGACCACCAUGACCAUGCUCACCAUGACCAUGCUCACCAUUACCAUUCUCAUGAUCAUGAACCCCUUGACAAUCACCACGCCCAUGGGAAUUUCCCCCAUACACUUAGCCACUCUUACCAUUCAGACUCUAAAAGAAAUUCUUCCUUGAGAAAUAGUUGUUCCCAACAGAUAUCUAAUGAAGAGGAAUCACAAAAACGCCACCAUCACCACAUUGACCACAACAUGGAGGGAAUAUUUUUGCAUGUACUGGCAGACACAAUGGGAAGUGUUGGAGUUGUUAUAUCCACCCUCCUAAUUAAGUACAAAGGAUGGCUUGUUGCUGAUCCUGCCUGCUCAAUUUUUAUUUCUGUUUUGAUUGUGUCUUCAGUUAUUCCAUUACUCAGGAACUCUGCUGAAAUUCUGCUUCAAAGAGUUCCUAGGGCUCAUGAGCAAGAUCUGAGAGUAGCCGUAAAUGAUAUUAUGAAGAUUAAGGGAGUACGUGGCAUUCAGAACUUGCGUGUUUGGAGUUUUACUAAUACAGACAUUGUUGGGACUCUCCAUCUCCAUGUCUCAGCAGAAACUGACAAGGCUUCGAUGAAGGCGCAGGUUUCACACAUAUUGCACGAUGCAGGAAUCAAGGAUUUAACAAUGCAGGUGGAAUGCAUCAAGUGAUUAAUGUAGUAAAUUUCGAAACGUGUUAAUCUCCCCAAUGAUUCUGGAGGACUGAAUGUGAUCAUAGCCGAAAGUUGUUCCUGAACUCCUGGAGCAAUGUUGUCAAUUGGUGCAAAAUGGAAAGAUAGCUAUUUCUCUUACUGGGCUUGGAAGGCUUUGGCACUCCUUAAAUAGAAGGGUUUUGGCAAGCACUAGUGAGGCUGUAUGCUUUGCUGAAUCUAAGAUGAGUAUUGAUCUUAGAGGAUCAUUCAGCCGUCAUCCACCAGUGAUAAAUUAUAGGCUAGUUUACCAGUGAAGACACGUAAAAGGCUCUGAUGUUUGGACAUGUGACUCGUUAUACUUGCAUUUUGGUCAGAUUUUAUAGUGUUGUUUAAGUUCAACUUGUAAUUUUGAGGAACCAUAUUUAUUCCAUUGCUCUUAAAACCAUAUACAGGAAAACUCUUUUCUUUUCUUCUUUUA